Molecule: messenger RNA, 2651 nt
Organism: Pelobates fuscus (common spadefoot toad)
Lineage: Eukaryota; Metazoa; Chordata; Amphibia; Anura; Pelobatidae
Gene: FAM151A
Product: family with sequence similarity 151 member A
Exons: 8
Coding region: 294-2033 (579 amino acids)
Source: RefSeq, a predicted model, not a curated record
AACGAUAGCUGCACAAGGUCCAAGUGCAGGACUCUAAAUAUUGUGUAUCCUGUAAUUAUACACACAGAACUAUGGUUAUGGUUUAACGGGUAACUUUGCCUUCCCUGUAACUGGAGUAAGCUGCAUAUUUCAGUGCAAUGGGAUAACUUCUUUUGUGGGUCCAAAUAAAGGGUUGGAACUGGCUGAGUCAGCUUGAUACUGGAGGGAAAAGGAGAGAGAGAGAACAUUUUUACUCUAAAGGGUCUUAAAGAAGUGAAGUUGAUGUGUGCCACUGUUACUGGGAGAAAUACAAGAUGAAGCGAUGCUCGGUUUCUUACCUUCGGAAUAUUGCUGGAGUCUGUGUCUUCAUAGCAGUUUGUGUUACAAUCAUCGUGUUGUGUCUGACAUUGGGCCGACCCCCUAAAGACCACAGACAGACAUUCAUCUCUGGAGAAGACAUGCUGGAUUAUCUGAAGCUGCAGGGUGUGAUUCAUUCCAAGGACGGGCUACUAGUGAGCUGGAGUCAUGGAGCCAACAAUAAGAGCCAGAUGGAGGAAGCGUUGAAAAGUGAUAUCAUGGUUCUAGAAGCUGAUGUCAACGUGGAAGGAUAUGGAACGAAAAAUCAGACAAAUAUUCCCAUCAUGGCUCAUCCUCCGGCAGUAUACAGUGACAACACACUCCAGGAAUGGCUGGACACUGUUGUGGUCUCCUCAAAAGGUAUCAAACUGGAUUUCAAAAGCAUUGAAGCGGUUAGCCCCUCACUCAACAUAUUAAAUGCAAAAGCAUCAAAGGGACAAAUUAGACAGCCCAUCUGGCUAAAUGCAGACAUCGUGAUUGGGCCCAAUGUCAAUCAUAAUAUCGCAGUGAACGCAAGCCAGUUUUUAGAGUUAAUUCAAACAAAGUUUCCUGAUGUGACCAUUUCCCCGGGUUGGGUAACUCUCUAUCUACCACCCAUCCUAUCAAACCGGACCUACUCAUGGGAGAUGAUCCAGGAGAUGUACAAUUUAGUGAAAUCGUUGCCCCAGCGGGUGACUUUCCCAGCUCGAGCUGCUUUGACUCGCUCAGCGUGGCAACACUUCCACUGGCUCCUACAGCAAUCUGACAGGUAUACUCUCACUUUAUGGCAAGGGAGUUCAGACCCUCUGACUCUGGAAGACCUAUUGUUUAUCCGAGAUAACAGUCAGCCUGAGCAAAUCUAUUAUGAUAUUUAUGAACCUCUGUUAUCUGACUUCAAACAAAUUGCAUUAAAUCCACACAGAAAGAGACUGUUUUACUCUGGGGGCAGUUUGGAGCUAUAUUUCCACCCAGAUGAUGAUGAUGGACUAUGGAUAGAAUGGUUCGACGCAGAAGGUAACAUCACAUAUGUAGAGAGCAUUUUGAAUGGUAAUUCUGGAAUGAUAACUUUCCAAGUUGAGAUGCGAGAUAUUAAUUCCAGUGUCAUUGCUGCAGUUGUUCUGUCUGGGUCAGACACUGUGCUGACAUUGGAAACAGCUCUGAAGUUAGUAUCUGACCACUUCAGUCCUUGGGGGGUCUUCUUGAGAAUAAGUGAUCACGCUUCCCUCAAUGAGACACUUCGUAUUCUCAGGGAUCGAUCUAAGCAGCAAGAGCUGUGUUUCCCAUUGUGGAUAAACAUGGACGUAUCAUAUGGCUCUUUCACUGUUCCAGGAUACAUAGAUGGCAAAGACUUUAUCAACAGCAUCAACGACAUCUUCCCGUUUGUUACCAUUGCACCAGGAUGGCCAGCAGAAGUGCUGGGUCUGGGCUACACUGAUCAGAUGGCACAGGACAUGCUGAAACUCUGUGAGGGCCUCUGGCAAGAGGUUUCCUUUCAGUUACAGGCCGUAGCACUAGGGGUAGCCUGGGAAGGUGCUAUAAAACUUAAGAACACUUCGCCAAUUUACUCACUUACUGUGCAACAUGACGGACCACCAGAAAAAUUCAUGGACGGAUAUAAGGGACUAAUGACAAUUCGAUCGCACGCCGAAAACAAAGUGUACUACAAAUUGACACAUGAUGACCGCAUUUCAUUUCUAUACUCAGUCUAUACCUCAUAAAAUUAAUUAAUCUCAGGUGGAACACUGUAAUUUGUAAGUAUAGAUAUUUUGUAGAAUGUGCUUUGAUUGUAGAAGUGCUGUAAAAAGUGCUUUCUUGAAAUUCUCUGUUGGUCAGAUUAACACAUGGUCUCCCCUUUACUGAACUGAAGAUCGUAAUUGCACAAAUGUAUCAUUGGUAAGAAUAACAGUAAGGGCUUCAGAAAAGUAGGCGCUUUCUAGAAAGUAGACAACGCAUUUCACUUGACUUGAUGGAAACCUGGCCAAGAGUUAAAGUGUAUUUUAUUCAGUGACAGAGACAAUUAGUUUCAUUGUGAUACAUAACUAAUACACUUCAUUUUAUUUAUUUUUUAAAUUAAGCAAUAAACUGUGUAUGUAACCUAACCUAAAUCAGAAAAGAAUUGUGAUUAUGAAAGUGAUAAAAAAUGUUGAAUAAAAUCUUUACAGAAACCUUCCAUGGUGUUACUGCAUGUAAUAAAGUUAGGGAGACAAUGCUAGGGUGUACUAUCCAACGUAUCAAAACAAAGAGGGACACUUUCCUUUUAGGGGUGUAAGUUGGUGUGUGGCCAUGGGUAAGGGCUGUUUUUGAGACAUUUUAGCUGACUUACUAUUAACUUAAGC